UGCUUUGUACAGUUGAAAAUGCGGUGUACAGUGGUUUUUAUUAUUGUGCUAUGUGCUCUUGGGGUAGGUAUGGGAGUAGACCUGGUUGCUGAACACGAUGGGCAACCAGGAUGCUUUAUCCGUUACGAAUUCGAACGUCUAUGGCGAAACAACUUAGAUCAACAUGCAUUUUGGAGAUGCGAACUAUGGGGAGUUGGUGCUGUAAGACAUGAAUGUCCACCUCAUACGAGUUUCCAAGAUUCAUGGCAGACUUGUCUGCCGAAUGAUAGUUGGCAGUGGACACCUUAUAGCGAACCUCCAACAAGACCAGAAGAAGAAGUAUUGGAUCAGUGUGAACCAAUUGAGAAUCCAACACCUUGUCCAACUAAUCCACCCAUUACAACACCAACACCCGAAUGGAAUACGACAACUCCUCUUUGGAAUACAACAACUCCUAUUUGGAACACAACAACUCCUAUUUGGAAUACAACAACACCAUCAACUAACGAAACUGAUCCACCAUGUCCAACAUGUCCUCCUGUAUCAACAACAACACCUGAUUGGAAUACUACAACUCCAUAUUGGAACACAACCACUCCUUCAUGGAACAACACGACCCCUGAAUCGAACACUACAACGCCAGAAUUUAGUACAACAACCCCUAACUGGAAUACAACGACGCCUAUUGAAAAUGAAUCAACGAUACCACCCUGUCCAACCUGUCCCCCACCUCCAACUACAACACCAAGUCCUUGUCCGACCUGUCCACCUGGUUCGACAGAAUCCCCAUCAACACCACCGACACAGGCGCCUCCAGAUGGUGAUAUAAUUGGUAUUUGUCCAGGAGCAGCGGAACAUCAAUAUGCACCAGGACCACACGACUGUGAACCACCACCAUGCUCCUGGGAUCAGUGGCUUAGAGGUAUACUUUACCCUACAAGGGAUCCUACUAAGUUCUUCCAGUGUGCACCUGGCGAAGGCAAUCUCUACGUGAUGCCCUGCGCACCAGGUACUUGCUUCAGCUUUGACGAGCAAGUGUGCGUUGAUGUUGUGGAAUGGAAAAACCCAUGCACUAUUCCAUGAGAGAAAAAGAGGAAAAAAUCAAUAUGCGUUGUACAACUUACAAUUUCGCAAUAAAUGUUACAGCAAUUUAAAAUGUCAGAUCUGUUCAUGAAAUGUUAUAGGGUGUAAUUUAAAGUUAAUAAAUAAAUAAAUUAAAGAAA
Messenger RNA from Phlebotomus papatasi, 1202 nucleotides. RefSeq lists its product as uncharacterized. The transcript is spliced from 2 exons. Gene Ontology annotation, molecular function: chitin binding. Bases 19 to 1062 code for a protein of 347 amino acids. NCBI's taxonomy places the organism in Eukaryota, Metazoa, Arthropoda, Insecta, Diptera, Psychodidae. The record is from RefSeq and is a predicted model, not a curated record.